AUGUCAAGAUUGAUUUGUGAUAAUAUUAAAAAUGCAAAUCUUGUUUCUGAGGAUUUGCUAUCAAAUAGUAUUGUUUAUAGAGAUUUUUUAAAAAGAUAUCACAAACCAAUCUUUAACAUCAUCGAGAAUUAUAAUUGUAUUAAUGAAUUAUAUUCAUAUGAUUCUGAUAUAUUUCAAGUUGAAUUAAGUAUUUAUAAAAAGGAAUUUAUUAGUUCACGUAUCAAACAUGGAUAUGCAAGCACACAAAAUCUUCAGAAUAAUAAUAAGAAAUUUUACAAUGCACUAAGUUCUUUUUUAACUCAAUUAGAAAUUGUUAGUGUU
Messenger RNA from Dentiscutata heterogama, 321 nucleotides. Lineage: Eukaryota; Fungi; Glomeromycota; Glomeromycetes; Diversisporales; Gigasporaceae. The record is from the annotation of a GenBank genome assembly.